AUGAAAUCACUAACAUCUAUAUCAGCCAGUCUUCCAUGGGCUCGAGUUCCUGAGAUAAAUCUCAAUACUCCAAGUUGGUUCUUGGCAUCCAAUGUCAAAACAACUGAAAGCCUGUCUUCGAAAGACUCAGAAGUUGAAUUGUCAACAGUCAUUCGCGAUGGCCAAAACGACGAGCAAAGUCAAUUGAAACUCAGUGCUAGCCAUAGUACAACCAGAGAUAUAAACUGGCCUUCCACCAUAAUUGACCGGUCUAAACUGGUAGAAGAAAAAAACGAAAUAGGGAGUGAAUACAGAUUUGAAAUUUACCAGGACAUUUAUUCAGAACUCGUGGACAUGACCAGACAAGCUCUUCGUGUUAAUGACCAAUUUGAAGAUGACUCCCAACAUCCUACAAUUCUUUUACGAACCCCAAUUCGUGGGUCUAUGUCCUACAUGCAAUCUAUCGUUGAACGCCUUGCGGGGGACGUUGGAGCAGAGCUUAUAUCAUUCACUUCGGAAGAUAUCACCGACAUCUCGCUUGAUUUCGCUUUUCAAGACCACAUGGGCCAUAUAAAGGAUCUACCUCUCCGCGAGCUUUCGCAACACUAUUUUGGCUUUGCCCCGAGUCUCAAAGGCACAGCUGAUGUGGCUCGGGUCGAGAAAGCAACAUCCGCAAUCAUCGACUCUGCAAAAGCAAAGAGAAGAACAAUGGGGACAGUGAACAGAAUGUCCCACAACCAUAUUCCCGCCCCAGCUACUCUAAUACAUAUUAACGAUGCGGAACAAUUUUUAGGUCUUCCAGGGGGAACCAAAAUCCUAAAAUCGUUCAGAACCCAAAUUCAAGAGCGACGGAAAAGAAAUGAAAACAUCAUUCUAGUUGUCACAGUACAUUCCUACGAGUCGUUAAGGGGUUGUUAUAAUUUCAACCGGAGAACUAAUCAGAUGACCAUCUACCGCAAAGUCUUGGUCGAUCAAUCUUCGACCAUUGAUAUUAUACCGGCCAGCAAGAAACUCACACUCAAGCGGCAUCAGUCUUGCUGCAUUAUAGAAGCAAAUAUUCGACAUCUAAAGCGCGCUCUGCGAAAAAGACUGCCGAAUUUACACGAGCAUGAUAGUUUAACCCCUAGGCCAUAUUGGGAAACACCGGAUAUGGCCCCAAUGCAUAUGGUACUGAGUAAAUCCCUAAUACCGGAGCCCGUCCUUGAACGAGCUGCGGGACAGAUUGCUUGGCGAGCAAGAGACGGCUCACCGCCGAAACUCGACGAUAUAUAUCAAGUCACGAAAAGGCUCUUGAGUAAUCAAGAGUUAACGAAGGAAUGGGGAAAGAUUCAGGAGAAUACUGUGAAAAUGAACUUCGUAGAAACCAAAAUGGAAUACAGAGAAGCUGAAAUGGGAAACGAAGAAAUCGGAAUGGAGACCGAUGAAACCGAAGAAACCGAAAUGGAAAAGGAAUUGCGAAAUUGUCUCGUUAACCCAGAAAACAUCCGAGUAAGGUUCGAGGAUGUUGUCGUUGAUGACGAGGUGAAAAGAAUAAUGAAACAAUUGUUGUCAUUAUCCAACUUUCGUGCUAAGGGUAUCUCCGAAUCACUUUUCGAAAGGAUGAGGAUCACCGGCGCACUACUCUAUGGCCCACCUGGAACUGGUAAAACACAUCUGACCCGUGCCCUUGCCAAAGAAAUGGGCAUGCAGAUGAUGGCAAUAACAGCUGCUACAAUCCAGUCAAAGUGGGUUGGGGAGACCGAAAAAUACAUCAGAGCAGCAUUCUCCCUCUGUUCCAAGUUGGCGCCUUGUAUCCUAUUUAUCGACGAGGCAGAUGCAAUAUUCUCCAAGAGAUCCUCUAAUGAUGCACAAUAUGAAAGGUCCUCCAUUAACCAAUUUUUACAGGAGAUGGAUGGACUUGCUACGGACAAGAGCAGCCCAUUCGUUCUAGUUGCAACCAAUAGACCUAUGGAUCUUGACGAAGCAUUCCUCAGGAGACUUCCCCAGAGGAUCCAGUUCAAACUGCCGUCCGAAGAUCAAAGAAGGCAAAUCCUUCGUAACAUCCUUAAGAAUACGGAACUACACUUCGAUAUAGAUAUUGAAACCUUAACGAAAAUGACGGCAGGAUUUUCGGGCUCCGAUCUGCAGUCGUUUUGCGUACAAGCCGCCAUUAUCUUCACGGCUGAAGAGAAAGAGAAAGAUAACCAACUCAAUACCGGGGCAGCAGAAGGUUCUCAGAGGCCAGGACUAGAAAGACGACACUUUCUAGAGGCCUUAAAAAGAACCCACAGGACCGUUUCCGAGCAAAGCGAAAUCGACAAUGACGAGUUUACGUAUUCUUUCAGUCCGAAAUAUGCAUUGGAUAGCGAAGAACCGAUAUCCUACCCGUCGAUAUACGAAAACUCGGAGCCAGCAUCAUCGGAUAAGGAAUAUACCUGCGACUGCAAUGGUUGCUUUGAAAAGUUCGCAAAUAUACACGAAGCAGAGUAUCACGGGCACAAAACUCAACAUGUCAAUUUUACAAUCCAGUAG
Messenger RNA from Daldinia vernicosa, 2490 nucleotides. RefSeq names its product P-loop containing nucleoside triphosphate hydrolase protein. NCBI's taxonomy places the organism in Eukaryota, Fungi, Ascomycota, Sordariomycetes, Xylariales, Hypoxylaceae. The record is from RefSeq and is a predicted model, not a curated record. Gene Ontology annotation, molecular function: ATP binding; ATP hydrolysis activity. Bases 1 to 2490 code for a protein of 829 amino acids. The transcript has 4 exons. Gene Ontology annotation, cellular component: mitochondrial outer membrane.